Messenger RNA from Vanessa atalanta (red admiral), 1904 nucleotides. RefSeq names its product neither inactivation nor afterpotential protein G (gene ninaG). The transcript is spliced from 11 exons. Lineage: Eukaryota; Metazoa; Arthropoda; Insecta; Lepidoptera; Nymphalidae. The record is from RefSeq and is a predicted model, not a curated record. Bases 38 to 1891 code for a protein of 617 amino acids. Gene Ontology annotation, molecular function: oxidoreductase activity, acting on CH-OH group of donors; flavin adenine dinucleotide binding.
UACGCACGGCAGCUAGUUCGCUGUGAUAUGAAACAAAAUGUCGAUUUUUUCAUACACAAUAAGCAUAUUAGUAGCUUUUGUUUCUUACAUAGUGUAUCAAAAAUAUGCAAACGUUUAUACGAGUUUUAUAACUAAGCCAGUGAAGAGAUAUGAUUACAUAAUCGUGGGUGCGGGUACAGCGGGCUGUGUGCUCGCUUCUCGUCUCUCAGAGGAUCCUAAAGUUAAGGUACUACUGGUUGAAGCUGGAGAUCAUAUGGGCUAUUUCUCCAAAGUACCAUUGACUUCCACUGCCUCACAGCAGGGGUCAAAUGAUUGGUCCGUACGAGCUACACCUCAGAAGUACUCGUCCUUCGGGCUCUGGAAUCAGACCCCGAUAAUUCCACGUGGCAAAGGUCCUGGUGGAUCUGGACAAAUCAAUUUUCUUCUCCAUGGUUUCGGCCUUCCUGAAGAUUACAAUAGAUGGUCGAGACUCGGUUUUAAGGGUUGGACUAUGGAUGAUCUGAAACCAUAUUUCUUAAAGGCUUUUGGAACUGUUAGGAGCGAAUUCGACUCCGAUAGCUGCCCGGCAAAAGGGGUGUGUGCAAAGGCUCCUAUGAAACUGAAGCUAAUACAUGAAGAUAAUGAGCUUAUGUCAAUAUUUAAGCAAGCGUCUUCAGCUCUCGCUGCUAAAAACACGUUAUUUAGAAAAGCAACAGCAAAUGUCAAAGACGGCAGCAGAUAUCAAUCAUACGACGCUUAUCUAAAACCAGCGCUUAAGAGAAAAAACCUACACGUCUUGUUAAAAACGCAAGCUAUAUCAAUACGGUUUGAAGAGGAAAAGGCUACGUCUCUUUAUAUUUUACAAGACCACAGGAAUCUGGACAACAUAUUCGUUAACAGGGAAAUAAUUUUAAGCGCUGGAUCAGUCAAGACGCCCCAAAUCUUGAUGUUAUCUGGUAUCGGCCCAAGAAAUUUAAUUAAAAGCUUACAAAUAAACCUGAUAACCGAUAACGAGUGGGUCGGCCGCAAUCUUCACGAUCACAUGAACCUUCCCAUCUACGUUAGCAUCAAGAAGCCAAUCAGUGUGACCUUGGCUAAAGUAUUCAGCGCGAGUACAUUGGUUGAUUAUUUUUGGAAUAAUAGCGGAUAUUUAGCAUUUCCGCCAGUUGCCGGCGUGGAAUAUCAAAAUGCAUCCGCUCUGAUGCUCUUCUCAAUGGGAUCAUCAAGUGAGCGGCUGUUGAGAGAUUUGUCAAACUAUAGACCAAAGGUCUUUCGUGACACAUUCCCGUUCCACAACGAUACAAGUAAGGAAGGGUUCAUGUUCCUCGCUACGUGCAUCCAGCCGAAAAGUAGAGGCACUGUCACACUUAGAGACUCCAGCACCUCGGUGCCGAUUGUCGUGGACCCGAAUUACUUGAACCGGGAGUAUGAUGUGAAAUGCAUGAUAAAAGCAAUAAGGCGUGCAGAGAGAUUGCUUACAACAAAACCAUUCGAAGAGAUUGGAGCUCGGAUUCACUGGCCGAGGCCUGAACGUUGCCUUACAUUCUGGAAUUACACCAAAUUGGAUCAGAAAGGACUAGUUAGACGGAGGAAAAAAAUGAAAACACAAGGAGCACCAAGCGUUCAGGCACAGAAAGAGGUGACCAAACCAACCAAGCCAAAGAUACAAAGCCCCCCUAACGAAUAUUUGGAGUGUUUGAUGCGAGAAGUCGCAGUUACUGGACACCAUAUUGCUGGAACCUGCGCGGGCGGAAAAGUUGUUGACAGUCAGUUGAGGGUUAAGAAUGUCAGUGGUGUACGUAUAAUGGACGCAAGUGUAUUCCCCGCUCCAAUAUCUCUAUACCCGAACUCUGUUAUCGUAGGGAUGGCGGAAAAGGCAGCUGAAUUAAUAAAAAAUACUCCUAGACUGUGAAAUUAUAAAUAAU